AUGGAACCCUCAUCCGAAAGACUCGACUUUGUCUUCUCAAGUGGGAUCGGCCAGCCUUCUAGAGUGGUGACCAAUCGAGUCGAGUCGCGUUGCUUCACUGCCGUCCGGCUCAAUAGCCAUGCCGAGUCGCUGCGACAGUUUGAACAGGUCUUUACUGACCCCGAAAUCCGCCAUUUUGUAAAGACCAUUCGCUACGAUGUCCUUCUUCCGAGCCUUAGCGACAAGAGGCUGCAGAACAAGUUCCAGUCUACCCGUGAGGCAGCCGCCAAUACUGCAGCGCUCACGCAAGCUAUGCUCGCCCUCUUCACCAGCCUCAGCUCGUGGCAGAAGAGGGAUCCACAGAACGACGAAGGAAUACGUCUCUUUUUGACAGCUACAUCGCCCUCGGGAGAUAUUGAGUCAGUCACGCAGCAGAAGCGUGACCAUCAAGAGUGA
This is a messenger RNA of Colletotrichum phormii, 435 nucleotides long. RefSeq lists its product as uncharacterized. The transcript has a single exon. Bases 1 to 435 code for a protein of 144 amino acids. Lineage: Eukaryota; Fungi; Ascomycota; Sordariomycetes; Glomerellales; Glomerellaceae. The record is from RefSeq and is a predicted model, not a curated record.